Messenger RNA from Camellia sinensis, 840 nucleotides. NCBI's taxonomy places the organism in Eukaryota, Viridiplantae, Streptophyta, Magnoliopsida, Ericales, Theaceae. The record is from RefSeq and is a predicted model, not a curated record.
AUGGGAAAGGAUGGUAACAAAGGUUUAUUCCCAUUAGCUUUUGCUAUUGUUGACUCUGAAACAACUGCAAAUUGGACUUGGUUUUUGAAACAACUGACGAAGGUUGUUAGUAGUGCUCGCACAUUAACUUUCGUAUCCGACCGUAAUAUUGGGCUACUUGAAUCCUUGCCUGCUGUAUUCCCAUCUGCACACCAUGCGGGCAAACGGUAUGGGGAGAUGACCUCAAACGCUGCAGAAUCGUUUAAUAAAUGGAUACUUGAUGCCCGUAAUUAUCCAAUCACAAGGUUGGUUGAUACAAUCGGAAAUCAAAUAAUGACUAUGAGGGCUGAGCGUAAAGUUUUGGCUACUAAUUGGAAUGGGUUACUUUGUUCGAAAAUGGAAAGUCGUGUUAGGGAGGUGUACUCCAAUGGUUGCACAUGGAUUGUUAGCCAGUCAAAUGAAGACAUAUACGAGGUCCAUUUAUUUCAAACGGUGUUGGUAGACGUUGGCAAGUGUUCGUGUUCUUGCUUCCAGUGGCAAUUGAACGGAUUCCCAUGUGCACAUGCAGUGGUUGCAAUACAGAGUAGUGGAAGGGAUUUCAGUACAUGUGUUGAACAAAUUUUCACCGUUGAUCAGUAUAAGGCCGCUUAUUCCGGAUACAUUCAGCUAAUACCAACCGUUGACAAACCCUCAUUCUCGGAAGACGACUUCAUCAUAUAUCCACCGGCAGUUAAACCUCCUCCAGGGCGACCCAAGAAGAAUCGAAUACCAUCUCGGGAAGAGAAACUAAGUCAGAUUAUGUGCAGUCGAUGUGGCCGCAUGGGCAACCACAACCGAAAUACAUGUAAAGAACCAAUUUAG